AUGGAUAGACUCGCAGACCCAGAUUCCAGCGGUCGCAAGGAGCACGUCGUGAAGAAUCCUGCGACUGGUGAAGACGUUGCAACAGUUGUCAUGGCGAAUGUGGAGGACGCACAGACCACGAUAUACGACGCACAUCAGAAUUUCAGGUCUGGCAUAUGGUCCAAGGCACCAGCGCUCGAGCGUGCUACAGUGCUUUCCAACCUCGCUGGUAUUCUUUCAAUGCGCAUGGACGAAUUCGCGUAUCUGGAGUCCAUGCAAACUGGGAGACCAAUCAGGGAAAUGAAGGCACAACUCAGUCGUCUUCCAGAGUGGCUUGAAUACUUCGCAGCAGCAAUCAGGACACAUCAAGGGUUCAUCGCACCGACUCAAGGCCAGCUACUCAACUACGUGCAGCGUGUCCCCCUUGGUGUGGUAGCGCAAGUAACGCCCUUCAACCACCCGCUUCUCAUCGCGAUCAAGAAGCUCGCGCCAGCUCUGGCAGCUGGGAACACCGUGAUCGUGAAACCUAGCGAAGCAGCGCCGCUGUCGAUACUGCAGUUCGCGGAGCUGUCCGUGAUAGCUGGCGUCCCUCCCGGAGUCUUGAGCGUGCUGCCGGGUUAUGGACGAACCAUUGUCCCCGAGCUUGCGUCACACCCGCUUGUAAGGAAGGUUGAUAUAACGGCAGGCACAAAGACAGGCCGCGUUGUUGGCAAGCUUGUUGGUGCCAAUCUAGCGGGGUACACGGCCGAACUAGGCGGAAAGGCGCCUAUUGUUGUCUUCAAAGACGCAGACAUCCAGGCUGCAGUCGCAGGUGCCGCAUUCGCUUGCUUCAUAGCUUCUGGUCAGACCUGCGUGUCGGGAACGCGUCUAAUCAUUCAUAAUGAUAUCUAUGAUGAGUUCAUGGAACAGUUCUUGAAGAAGGUAGAGAGCAUAACCGCCAGAAUGGGCAAUCCAUUGAAUGAGAAGACAAUGAUGGGAACUGUCAUCAACCACGGCCAGAUCGAACGCAUCGAACGCCUGCUACAGCGUCCGUACAUUGGGAACAUUCUGGCCGGCGGCCGGAGACUCACAGGGAUAUCCCCCCUCGACGGGCACGACUUCUCUAAAGGCAGCUUCUUCCCACCGACUGUCGUCUCAGACGUGCAACUCGAGGAUGACCUCUGGCAAGAAGAGAUCUUCGGUCCAGUCGUGGUAGUCAAGCGCUUCUUCGACGAGUCAGAAGGUGUCGAACUCGCGAACGCAUGCAAGUAUGGCCUUGGCGCAGGCAUCUGGACCAACGACCUUUCCCGAGCUCACCGCGUAGCGGCUGAGAUUGAGGCAGGCCUGGUGUGGGUCAAUACCCACCAUCGGAAUGACCCUAGUUCGCCCUGGGGAGGCAUGAAGCAGAGCGGCAUCGGCAGGGAGAACGGUCUGGAGGCCCUGGAUGCUUACUCGCAAAGCAAAUCGACGAUAGUCAACAUUGCGUCUUCAGAGGAGACUCGAGCGGCGAUUGACUGGUUUGCGGAAGACGAUGCACUGGAGAAGCGUUAUGGCUGA
Rhodofomes roseus is the source of this 1515-nucleotide messenger RNA. Its product is annotated as aldehyde dehydrogenase. Gene Ontology annotation, molecular function: aldehyde dehydrogenase (NAD+) activity. Lineage: Eukaryota; Fungi; Basidiomycota; Agaricomycetes; Polyporales; Fomitopsidaceae. The record is from RefSeq and is a predicted model, not a curated record. The transcript is spliced from 12 exons. The coding region runs from base 1 to 1515 and encodes 504 amino acids.